GUCAUGGAAAUAGUGAAUCAACAGUUCCAUACAAAAUUGUGAUGCUUAGAAAUCAGCCGUAUCGAUAGAUCCGUAAAUUGCCAUUCGUAUAUUAUAUAUAUAUAUUUAUAUGUAUAUGAUUCGUUUGAAAUUGGAUUUAAAGUUGUGAGGGUAUACUUUAUUCAUAAUUUUAACAUUAAUACUAAAUAAUAGACAUAGUUAUGAUUAUUACUAAACCAUUGACACCAGGGUCAACUGGAAGUUCACUGAAGGAAGGAGAUGAAGAAGAGGUACUUUAUAGAGGUAGGAAGGUCCCAAGAAGUGUGAGAUUACAACAAAUGAGAGAAUCACAAAAGAUGCUACGAGAACAAAGAAAACAUAAGGUUCAAAUCUUAGAGAAAGAAAAUUAUUUCUUAAGACAAGAAUUAGAAAUGUUACGUAAAGGUAUAAGAUAUUUAAAACCUAGAAAUGUUAGUGCUGAAUCAUUUUAUCCUCCUUCCGAAUUAGAUAAACUCUAUACUUUUGAAAGAGUUACUACUGAUGGUUUACAAAAAUUUGCCCAACAUAAUAUACCGUAUGAAAUAUAUUCUCGAUUCUUUAUUGAUGGUGUUUGUAUUGUUGCUAAAGUUUUAGAAGCAAUUACUUUGUGUAUAGCAACUGAACCUGCUCCUGAAUGUUCAGAACGAUUACAAGAAAUGUUAUUCAAAUAUACUCCUACUGAAGAUUUAAGAAAAUUAUUUAUUGAACAAUUGAAUCAUUAUGUAAUGUAUAAGACUAUACCUGAUUAUUGGAAAAAUGCUGAUCCACAUUUACCUCAGGGAGUUAUGAGUUCACUUCUGGUCGUUGAAUUUAUUGUUAAACAUUGUGAAUAUGAAGCUAUUAGUAUGGAUGCAUUAAAGGGAUUUUUAGCUAGGUGUACAUUUGCUACUUAUUGGGGACCCGCUAUUUAUGUUAAUGACGUAAUAAUUUCUGUUGCUGCAGCAUCAGAUCCAGAUUAUGAUGGAGAUUUAAUUGAAGGUAAGUUAGACGAUAAGCUUUGUAAUACACUGUCAUUAACAGUUGAUAGUAAUCUAUCAAUUUAAGUAUUAAGUGCUAAAAUUAGAUUGCUUUAGUUGCGACUUGGGAUGGGUACAGCCUCAUUUCAUAUACAGCC
Scheffersomyces amazonensis is the source of this 1132-nucleotide messenger RNA. RefSeq names its product bZIP transcription factor. Lineage: Eukaryota; Fungi; Ascomycota; Pichiomycetes; Serinales; Debaryomycetaceae. The transcript has a single exon. The coding region runs from base 201 to 1061 and encodes 286 amino acids. The record is from RefSeq and is a predicted model, not a curated record.